CUAUGUUUUCUUUCCUGACUUCUCUAUCCAUAACUCUAACCUCAAUAUUCUAACCAAACUAAUUCGAAACUUGCAUGAUUUUCUCGAGUGUUGAUAUAAAAAAAUUAAAUAUUACGAGAUCACCAAAUUUAUUCUACAAUCAUGUUGGACGGUGUUAAGCAUAUAAUUUUAAUUCUUUCUGGAAAAGGGGGUGUUGGAAAAUCUACAAUAAGUACUCAAUUAGCUUUAACUAUGAAAGAAAAAGGUUUAAAGGUAGGUCUGUUAGACAUAGAUUUAUGUGGCCCUAGUGUUCCCUAUUUACUAGAAUUGGAAGGAAAGGAUGUGCACCAGUCAGAAGGAGGAUGGGUGCCUGUUUAUGCAGACAACGAAAAAAGGUUGUCAGUAAUGUCUAUCGGAUUUUUAUUGAAUAAUAGAAAUGCAUCGGUUGUUUGGAGAGGUCCAAAAAAAACCGCAAUGGUCAAACAAUUUCUCACUGAUGUCUGUUGGGGCAAUUUAGAUUUUUUGAUUAUUGAUACCCCUCCAGGAACAUCCGAUGAACAUAUAACAAUUAUGGAAAAUUUGAAAGAUGUUAAAUGUGAUGGAGCAGUUAUCGUUACCACCCCACAGCAAGUUUCAAUUGAAGAUGUUAGGAAGGAAAUUACUUUUUGUAAAAAAACAGGCAUUUCUGUGCUUGGAUUGAUUGAAAAUAUGAGCGGAUUUGUCUGUCCAACAUGCAAAGAAUGCACUAACAUUUUCAGUACAGGUGGAGGUAAAUCUUUAGCCGAACUGGUCAAUGUACCUCUUUUAGGCACCUUACCAAUAGAUCCCAGAAUAGGAAAACUAGGGGCGAAGCCUUGCAUUACAGAAUUCCCAGACUCGUCAUCAGCAAAAGUAUUUGAAGAAAUUGUAGAUGCUUUAAACAUUCCUAGAGAUUGAUCAAUAAAUUUUACAGUUAUAUUUU
This is a messenger RNA of Harmonia axyridis, 940 nucleotides long. It is a transcript of the gene Nubp2, whose product is annotated as cytosolic Fe-S cluster assembly factor NUBP2 homolog. Lineage: Eukaryota; Metazoa; Arthropoda; Insecta; Coleoptera; Coccinellidae. The record is from RefSeq and is a predicted model, not a curated record. The coding region runs from base 142 to 915 and encodes 257 amino acids. Gene Ontology annotation, molecular function: ATP-dependent FeS chaperone activity; ATP binding; 4 iron, 4 sulfur cluster binding. Gene Ontology annotation, cellular component: cytosol. Gene Ontology annotation, biological process: iron-sulfur cluster assembly. The transcript has 5 exons.